Molecule: messenger RNA, 1482 nt
Organism: Phytophthora sojae
Lineage: Eukaryota; Oomycota; Peronosporomycetes; Peronosporales; Peronosporaceae
Exons: 3
Source: RefSeq, a predicted model, not a curated record
AAGAGCGAGUGGGAUGCUGCCGCGAGAUCCACUCUUGGUCGAGUCGUUAAGCGACUGCAAGAUCCUCGAGUUCGCCAGCGGUUUAUAACAUUCGCCUUCCAGAUACUCCAAGCUUCUACGCAACGCUGUGCUAAAACUUCGGGGCACAUAUCGGGCGAUCAAGAUGCCAAGUUUUACGACGAAGCCGUUCAUUUGCUGCUACUCGGAGUAACGGACUUGUGGUCUGUCAUUCGGAAAGACUGCGCCAAGACAGCGGCAGCGAUUGCGUUCAAUUUCUCGUCGCGAGGUCACAUCGAGCAGUUUAUCGACAGUUUGCUCUGUGUCGCUAUCGGUUCUCGAAGUGUGAGCGCGGAUAAAAGCCAGGUGACGGCGUGGACCGAGCGUGAGGGCGCUUUACUCGCGCUUUCUGUUCUUCUGCGCUCUAUCCAAAUGGAAUCAACUGGUGAUAAAUCCGUGGGCGAGGGCGACCUCAAAGUUUCGCAGGUUAAGGACGAUAUCAAGGGCAUUUUGGGCGCUCGUCAUGUGGCUGCAGUGGAGUAUCGACUUGGGUCUAACCACACGUUAACCCAGCUACCAAGAUGCCUAGUUCAGACGCUGAAGCCUGCGAUAUAUCAGUGUCUUCGUCACGACCAGCUCAGUGUCCGGCAGUUGGCAGCGCAGUGUCUGGUGGAAUAUGCUUCGCUGUGUGAGGAACCGACCCGUCUUCUCAUCUUCCAGGAGGUUAUCAGCAAGUUAAAUCGCAUCAACCGGAACGACAAAGUCGAGAUUGACAGCGCCACCGACUCGGAGCUGUUGGAUGCGUUCGAGGCUGAAGGUUUACUGGACGUCUUAGCUCGGAUGGCUCCCUGCCUACCGUCGAGCUUCUUGCUUAAGCACUGGAAGUUUGUAUUCCCGACGCUGGAGAAAUACGUCAUGCACAUCGCAUCCAGCGUUCGCCAGAAGAGUAGCACUGUUGUGCUAGCGCUGGCCAAGCAAUACUCGAGAAGUCACGGGCUCCCAGUGUCUCGUGAGGCCUCCUUAAGACUGGUAAUCCAGAUGCUGCUGUCGCUAUCCGAGCCCCGAAGUGAUGAAAGCGAAUUUUGUUGGCAGCGGAAAGAAGGUCGGCUUUUGAGUAUCGACGUCCUUAUCAACCCAGAAUCAACACUGAUCCACCAGCGACGAUCGGGUUCGCUUAGUGCUGUAAGAUCUUUUCUCUGGGCACAUGACCAAGCUCAGUCGGCUACAUGGAACGGUGGUCAGAACGGCCUUCCUUCCUCAAGUGAUGCAUUUUGGCAGCAGGUGAUGAGUGGAUGCGUCGCUCAGAUGAAAGAGGCGUUCGAGUCGUCACAGUUCGAGCUCCGCAGAAUCUCCCGUCAAGUUCUCCCCGGACUGAUGAGAGUUGUCAUUUGGACGGAGCAAUUGGCAUUCCUAACCUCGACGGAGCUGGAAAAUUCAUCCCCAGAAACAGCGUGGCCUUGGUCGUGUUUGAAAUAUCUGCUGCUU